AUGAUGAAGCGUCUGAUCCCAACGUUCAACCGCAUCCUUGUGCAGAGAGUCAUCCAGCCUGCUAAAACCGAAAGCGGAAUUCUCCUCCCGGAGAAAUCCACCAAGCUUAACUCAGGCAAGGUGAUAGCAGUCGGACCUGGUUCAAGGGAUAAGGACGGGAAAUUGAUUCCGGUUUCGGUCAAGGAAGGCGACACUGUUCUUCUUCCGGAAUACGGUGGUACUCAGGUCAAGCUCGGCGAGAACGAGUACCAUCUCUUCCGGGAUGAGGACGUUUUGGGGACUUUGCACGAGGAUUGA
This is a messenger RNA of Arabis nemorensis, 297 nucleotides long. The record is from the annotation of a GenBank genome assembly. Lineage: Eukaryota; Viridiplantae; Streptophyta; Magnoliopsida; Brassicales; Brassicaceae.